GUCAGUGGGACCUGUUUGGGGGUAAUGGCAAAAAAGUACAAAUUACAGAAAACGCGCAACAGAGAGAUGAAGAACAAACAGACAAACAGAUUUCUAUGGAGGAACUUUGUACCAGGGUACAAUGUUCGGGAUUAAAACCCCGUGUACGAGAAACGGCUAUAGAAACAAAAUGGCGGACAAUACCAGAGAAGGUACUGUACAAAAUGACCAUUUUUUGGUACAAAUAAAUGCUUUUUAUAACUUUUAAGAUAAUGUUUUUAUGUAAUUUAUUGCACAGGCGAGGAUGAAGAGACAGGUAUUCCCGAACUGGCUAAAGAUACGUUGGUAAGCUGUGUGUUUUGCAAACAAGGAGUGACAGAAUUUGACAAAAAUUUGAUUAAAUUUCUUUAUGCUUUAUACGCUAGGAUGUCGACCUUACACACAGAAAAAUUGAGAAGAUUGAAAACUUAGAGCAUUUAGAAAAGAUAGAGGUAUUAAAAUUACUGAAAUACAUAGUUUAUAGUAUACUGUAACCCAUAAAUUUACUGUUUCAUUUGCAAAAAUUUUUUUAUUCCAACAGACACUUUGUUUUCGAAGAAACAUGAUAAAAAAGAUUGAAGGUUUAGAUGCGCUGAUAACUUUGGAAGAAUUGGACCUUUAUGACAACCAACUUGAGAAAAUUGAAAAUCUGGAACUACUUGUCAAUCUCAAGUAUGAAAAUAAAUUAUUUUGUAUUUAUCAUGCACUCAUUUCUAUUUAAAUCCUUUCCAAUUUCAUUUCAUUAUUUUACAGGAUUUUGGAUCUUUCCUUCAAUACCAUCAAGGUGCUUGAAAAUCUUACGGCUUUGGUUAAGUUACAGAAAUUAUUUUUGGUUCAAAAUAGCAUUUCUAAAAUCAACAAUUUGACCACAUUGUCAUCAUUAACCAUGCUCGAACUGGGAGCAAAUAAGAUAAGGGUAAGUUUCGCCAGCUGACAGAUAUUGCUGGCACCAUAUCUGACUUGUACCAUAUCUGACUUGUACUAUAUGUCUGCUACAAAGUUACUCCUUGGUCAAGUGAUCUGACUAGUACCAUCUCAAUGGUACCAUUUUGGUAAUAUAAGAUAAAUCAAUGCUGAUUGGGCCUAAAGAAGUACCUGUGGUUCCGGUUUCAUAUCGCGAAAAAAUUAGGGUCGGUAGAUCGGAAAUUUUUUUUUUUAAUAUUUUUUCAUUGUUUUUUCAAUAAUUAGUGUGACAACAGACGCCAUUUUGGCAGCAGCCCGCAACCACCUGGAGAAAAUAGGGUCACACAGUCAAUCAUGUUGAAAAAGUAAUAGGGUCGGCAGAAAAAAAUAUGGUUGGUCGGGAACCAGAACCAAAGGUUUUUUUUAGGCCUUGGUUCCAUCUUGUUGGCAGUUCUAGUAUAGUUGAAUCUUCUACAGCGCUCGCAUACAUGUUAGUGCCAAGUUAGUCAUGUAUGAUUCAAGAAAAAUAUGAUAAAAAUAUUUUUCUAGAUUUAGUGUAAAUAGAACAUGUGUAUACCAAUUAUUUUUUUAUCUAGGUCAUUGAUGGUUUGAGUUCGUUAGUAAAUUUAGAAAGUCUGUUUCUGGGUAAAAACAAGAUAAGCAAACUUGAGGUUUGUAUGUUUCUCUGAGUUGUCAUUCAUUCUGAUUUUAAUUAGCAAAUUAAGUUUAUAUGAAAGGACUAUAUAAUUAAUUGUUUAGAAUCUUGAUGGCCUAAAAAAGUUAAAACUUCUCAGCAUUCAGAGUAAUCGCAUUACGAAACUUGAAGGGCUUGAUCAACUGGAAAGUUUAGAGGAAUUAUAUAUCAGCCAUAAUGGAAUUACUGCCAUCGAAGGCCUUGAGAAAUUGGUAGGGUUGACUUGAUCCAUCUUUGUUUAGUAUUAAUUUUAACCUCCGUUUAACCAUUGUGGUUUCAUAAUAUUUACUUGUGUGCCCAAGGUCAAUCUCAACACUCUGGAUUUGGCUUCAAAUCAAAUCAGUAGGAUACAAAAUAUUAGCCAUCUGAGCAAACUUGAAGAUUUUUGGGUAUGUACUGCAUCAAGAUUGAGAAUAGGCAAUGCAUUGAGCUGUAAUUGUUUAUCCACAGAUGACGAAUAAAUAAUACUCUUGUUUCAGUUCAACAACAAUCUGCUGGAAUCAUGGAAUGAUCUCGAUCAAUUGAAGAAAAUAGAGACUUUGAACACAAUCUACCUGGAAGGCAACCCUCUAGCAAAAGAUGUCAAUUACAGACGAAAAGUGAAACUAACACUACCAUUUGUUAAACAGAUUGAUGCAACUUUGACUGGGUAACUUUUGUGUAGCUUUGUAAAAUAAUAUGUAGCUUCAUAAAUAAGAACUAUAGUAUACAAUAGUUUGACUGUAUAUAUUUUUCCAAUAAGAUUUACCAAAACUUGAAAAGUGAAAGUCUAAUCUUUUCAUGUGAAAAGGAAACAUAUUUCUCCAAUUAGACAUGAGCAAGCCAAAUAUAAAACAAAUUAUAUUUAUUUAUACCUCCAAAUACAAGACUUCUAAAAUACUACUGGUAAUUGUGGCAACUACUGUACUGAGUAUUUUAAUUAUAGUACAAUACCAUACCAUGUUUAUUCAACAUUGUGACUAGAUAGAUUGUAGUCAUCAGGAAUGAUGAAAUUAUUACAUACCAUAGGUAUAAAAUAUAUACAAGUGAAGAAAUAUGAGAAUUACUAUAUAAGGUCAUAUUAUGGUUAAUUAUUGUUAGUUCUCUAGAAGCUUUAGUUCCAUGAUUAAGGUUAGGUUUCAGUCUGCAUAUUGCAAGUGGUUGGCUACUAAAUUAAAGUAUGCAGUUAAAUUAAAAGAAAAUCAGAUAAUAUACAUGUUAUAUUAGAGUCUUGAUGUGUUGCUAUUUACUGGUACUACAUCUAAUGUAGCUUCUGCUGUUGAUAGCGAUUAAUGAAACAGUCUAUAGAUACCAUAUGAAAUAUUAUUUAUUUACUGGCAAUUGUUCUACAUUUGUAUGUCUUAAAUAUAAACAUCUAUUUACUGUUGUAAUAUCAAUGUCUCCAAGUGGUGGAACACAACCACCAGAGGUUCUGUCUUGUAAUUCUUCAGGUGCUUUUCGAGCAAACUGAUCUGGUAUUAAAACAUUAUUUAAAAUCUGUGAUAUUUGAAAAUGGGUCAUUCCAGAAAACAUCCAUACUAUCCCCACAGAGGAAAUAGAAAGUUAACCCCCCUACCUUCUUCGGAUGUCCUAAUACAUUUACUAUUAUCAGAAACAAUUUUUUCUCCCCUCCCCCUCCGGACGGCAGAAAGUUCCUCUCUGGGGGGAGUAUGGAUCUUUUCUGGAAUGAUCCAAUAUGAACUAAAGGUGUGACAACCGCCUGAACUGAUAAUUCACUGACAUUAGAAUUUGGUUAAGCCUAAAAUCAACAUAAAUUGCAAUAUGUGAGGACACCCUACCUGUCAGGGUGGACAUUGAAUUCAAGGGGGGCGUUUUCAGUAAGUUCCAGGAAACAUAGCAGAACAGAACGAACAGGAAUGUGACACAGAAAUACAUUGGGCCAGCAAACACCCAAAAUCUAAGAG
Molecule: messenger RNA, 3519 nt
Organism: Paramuricea clavata
Lineage: Eukaryota; Metazoa; Cnidaria; Anthozoa; Malacalcyonacea; Plexauridae
Source: the annotation of a GenBank genome assembly